Molecule: messenger RNA, 612 nt
Organism: Scheffersomyces amazonensis
Lineage: Eukaryota; Fungi; Ascomycota; Pichiomycetes; Serinales; Debaryomycetaceae
Product: glucose-induced degradation complex subunit
Exons: 2
Biological process (GO): protein catabolic process in the vacuole; protein targeting to vacuole; negative regulation of gluconeogenesis
Cellular component (GO): GID complex
Source: RefSeq, a predicted model, not a curated record
UAUUUACGUCCAAAUGCUCAAUAUAUUGGUGAACAACAAUCUGGAAAAUCAAGAUUUCAUAUAAAGGUUGAAUUUAAAACAGUUGAUCUUAUUAAUUCAAUUGUUACUGGAUUUCUUCAAAUCUCAGGACUUACUGAAAAUCAUUCAGAAAUUAUAACUUGUUUUAAAGAUCAUAAUAAUCAUAAUGAACAAAUUAUUCGUAAAUAUUCAUUUAUAACUGAAAAUAAACAAUGGGGUUCAUAUAUUAAGAAUGAUUUUGAACAUUGGAAAAAAUUAUCAAAUAUGUCUGAUUUAUCUGAUGAAGAAUUACAACAACGACUUAUACGGAUUCAAAAUGGUGAAGAAGAUAAUGAAUUCAUAUAUAUGAGAUGGAAAGAAGAAUUUCUUUUACCUGAUUCAAGAGUUAAACAAAUUAGUGGUGCAUCAUUUGAUGGAUUUUAUUAUAUUGUACUUAAUAUUGGUCAAACAAGUUCAAUUGGUGAAAAUAAUCCCAAUAUGAUUCCUGGUUCAAUUAGUGGUUUAUACUAUCAUAAAUCUUCAGAAAAAUUUCAAUCUUUAAGUCUUAGAUAUGUUGAUGAUCGUGGUAUAUCAGGAUCAUUUGAAUUUGUUUGA